GUUAAGAACUGUCCUCGAUUUAAGCAUGAACUUCAAUUCUAAAUAAAUCCCAAAUCCUUAGACUAAUGCAAUGUUCCGACACUCAAUCUUUGUUUGGAAACAUGGGAACUGACCCUGCAUGUUUCGUCCAGUCCGUUUUGGGGGAUCGUGUGACGAGUCGCUGUUUGUAGCACUGCAACGCCUAAAAAUAACACUGGCUCUUCACCAGCCUUUUCAAAUCAAGAUACGCCGAAACGUCUUACUGAAACACUAGAAACUGCUGGGAAGCAUCUCAUAACCUUUAAACAUAUUUUCUUUUAGCGAUUUUGAUAAGCUCAAUGGCCUAUGCCAUCGCGCUCCAGUUAUUUUUGGGCGCAAUGCUUGUCUCAUCUUGUGAAACGCCUGAAACACCACCAAUAAGGCUGAUCUUUACCGAUAUCUACAAACUUCUUGGUCUCUUGCUGAUCUUUGGCUUCUAUAGAUAGAUCUAAUCUUUGGCACAAAUAAGGCCCCUUUUGCCCAGAUCAAUUUGCAUCCUUCCAAAUCAGACCUUCAGCAUCAUCACCAGCGACCUAUCAGCCGACUCGAUAUACUCCCUUCACAAUGCGUUCAACAAUCUUUCUCGCGGCCCUGGUUGCCCUCAUCCCUACUGCGUUCGCCGAAGAGCUCAGCGCAGACGACGUACCAACCACCUGCAAGACAAUCUGUCAACCCAUCGUCAACCUCACCAACGUAUGCGACAUUGACCCCAAAGGCCCCGAGAAGCACACCGUCAGAAGACGAGACCUUGUCAUCCUUGAUCACGAAGACGACGAAGAGCCCUUAGAAGCGGCUUGUAUUUGCACAAACAGGAGUUUCGACGUCGAGGGUGUGAUGGGACUGUGCGCGAGCUGCAUGGCGCAGAACAGCAAGGACACAGAAGAUAUCGAUAAGAUCAUGUCGCAAUGCUCCUUCUCGUCAACCUCUUAUGUCCGCGCAGCAACGAGUGUAGUCUCGGGCAUCGAGGUCCAGGCUACAAAACCGGCUGCAACAAUAACUCCCAUAGCUACGACGACGGCCGCCGCAGCUACAGCGACUGAGACGGUUGGUAACGGUGCUGGGAAGGUCACGGGUACCAUUAUGGCGGUUACUUGGGUCACUUUGAUGCUGUUGUGUGUCAUGUAGAUUUCUAGAUUUCCUACGUCUCUGAUUCCUGCGUUGGGCACUGAACAUAAAUAUAGCAAUCAUUUCAUUUCUGUCUUCCAGCAU
Fusarium verticillioides 7600 is the source of this 1227-nucleotide messenger RNA. RefSeq lists its product as hypothetical. The record is from RefSeq and is a predicted model, not a curated record. The coding region runs from base 583 to 1143 and encodes 186 amino acids. Lineage: Eukaryota; Fungi; Ascomycota; Sordariomycetes; Hypocreales; Nectriaceae. The transcript has 2 exons.